Messenger RNA from Hippopotamus amphibius kiboko, 1947 nucleotides. It is a transcript of the gene GFRA3, whose product is annotated as GDNF family receptor alpha 3. The record is from RefSeq and is a predicted model, not a curated record. NCBI's taxonomy places the organism in Eukaryota, Metazoa, Chordata, Mammalia, Artiodactyla, Hippopotamidae. Gene Ontology annotation, biological process: nervous system development. Gene Ontology annotation, cellular component: external side of plasma membrane; signaling receptor complex. The coding region runs from base 40 to 1224 and encodes 394 amino acids. Gene Ontology annotation, molecular function: signaling receptor activity. The transcript is spliced from 8 exons.
GCGCCCCGGGACGCCGACACUCGGCGUGCGUACCCCGCCAUGGCGCGCCCCCCGAGCCCGAGCCCGCUGCCACCUGCGCUCCUGCUGCUGCUGCCGCUGCUUCUCCGAGCUGGGGACCACCUCCCCACAGAAGGCCGGCUCAUGAACAGCUGUAUCCAGGCCAGGAGGAAGUGCCAAGCCGAUCCCACUUGCAAUGCUACAUACCACUACUUAUAUUCCUGUGCCUCUAGUAUAAGCACCUCAUCACCUGCAGAAGAGCCUUUGGUCCUUGAGGACUGCAUGGAGGCAGCACAGCAACUCAGGAAUAGCUCUCUGAUGAGCUGCACAUGCCAUCGGCGCAUGAAGAACCAAGCUACCUGCCUGGACAUCUACUGGACCGUUCACCCUGCCCGCAGCCUUGGUGACUAUGAGCUGGAUGUCUCUCCCUAUGAAGACACAGUGACCAGAAAACCCUGGAAAAUGAAUCUCAGCAAACUGGACAUGCUCAAACCAGACUCCGACCUCUGCCUCAAGUUCGCCAUGCUGUGCACUCUUAAUGACAAGUGUGACCGGCUGCGCAAGGCGUAUGGGGAGGCGUGCUCCGGAUCCCGCUGCCAGCGCCACACUUGCCAAAAGCAGCUGAGAGCCUUCUUUGAGAAGGCGUCGGAGCCCCACGCGCAGGGCCUGCUGUUGUGCCCGUGCGCGCCCACCGACCAGGGCUGUGGGCAGCGCCGGCGCAACACCAUCGCCCCCAGCUGCGCGCUGCCCUCGGAGGCCCCCAACUGCCUGGAGCUGUGGCACGUAUGCGUGUCCGACCCGCUGUGCAGAUCGCGCCUGGCGGAUUUUCAGACCCACUGCCAUCCCAUGGACAUCCUAGGGACCUGUGCAACAGAGCAGUCUAGAUGUCUGCGAGCAUACAUGGGGCUGAUUGGGACUGCCAUGACUCCCAACUUUGUCAGCAAUGUCAAUGCCAGUGUUGCCUUAAGUUGCACCUGCCGUGGCAGUGGCAACCUGCAGGAGGAGUGUGAGCGGCUGGAAGAGUCCUUCUCCCACAACCCCUGCCUCAUGGAGGCCAUUGCAGCUAAGAUGCGUUUUCACAGUCAACUCUUCUCCCAGGAGUGGACAACCUCUACCUUUUCCAUGAUGGAACACCAGAACAAAAACCCUGCUCUGAGGCCACAGCCCUGGGUGCCCUCUCUUUUCUCCUGUACACUUACCUUGAUUCUGCUCCCAAGCCUCUGGUAGCUGGACUUCCCUGAGGGCCCCUUUCCUUCUACCACACCAGGCUGACCUGCAGCCUGGGUGGGGAAAGGACAACAUCAGGAAGGAGGUUCAGUACACAGUGUGGCAGCCCUGACCCCACCCCACACGUCCAGUUGACUCCAGAUGAGGCCACAGUAAAAGCUGACUGGCCAAGUUCUCAUUUCCUUCACUUCUUUUUUUGUUUUGUUUUGUUGUUGUUGUUUUGUUGGUUUUUUGUUUUUUUUUUUUGGCUGCGUUGCAUGGCUUGUGGUAUUGUAGUUCCCUGACCAGGAGUUGAACCCAGGCCCUUGGCAGUGAGAGCGUGGAGUCCUAACCCCUGGACUUCCAGGGUCAUUCCCUUCACUUCUGACACAGGCUGCCCCUCCUUAGGACUUUAGCCAGGUCUUCUGGUGGUGUCCAGCUGUACCAGGCUCUGUCCUUAUUCCUUUCUCCUGCCCACCAGGAUCACCUAGGCUCUAACAAAUCAGUCAUGCUUUGUUGCAUUCUUCAGGUAGGCAGGGCUGGAUGUUCUGAAGCGACCUAGAAGGACAUUCCUCAUGGUGAGAAGAGCUGGAGCAAGACUCCUUGCCCCUCAUCUCCUCUUCUGAGUGGGGGAUGGGAACAUACUACCUGCGCCGCCUGGGAAUCCUAUAGAACAUUCCAGCAUUAGGAGCUGGAGCAUUUGGGUCUUGCUUUCUUCCUGCUACUGUCCCAAAAUCCCGUUAG